This is a messenger RNA of Micropterus salmoides (largemouth bass), 8648 nucleotides long. It is a transcript of the gene atp13a3, whose product is annotated as ATPase 13A3. The coding region runs from base 360 to 4172 and encodes 1270 amino acids. Gene Ontology annotation, molecular function: polyamine transmembrane transporter activity; P-type ion transporter activity; ATP hydrolysis activity. Gene Ontology annotation, biological process: polyamine transmembrane transport; intracellular calcium ion homeostasis. Gene Ontology annotation, cellular component: late endosome membrane. The record is from RefSeq and is a predicted model, not a curated record. The transcript has 34 exons. NCBI's taxonomy places the organism in Eukaryota, Metazoa, Chordata, Actinopteri, Centrarchiformes, Centrarchidae.
CGCCGUGCCACUUCCUGCCGUCAGACAGCCAGUUCAGGCCAGUUCACUACUGCUGUAGUACUCAGUCUGUCCCACCGAGCUGUCAACACACAGCAACAAUCCACUCUGCCCGUCUGUUGCGACAACAUUUUUCUAUUAAACUUAGUCCGUUUUUCUCUUCAACGACGUUUUCCUUCAGAUAACAGCUGCUCUCGUCUCACUAUGACUCGGAGGUGAUCUUCAGAGUGUCCAGGUGGUUCUGGGGUUCCAGGUUGGUGUGGCGAGAGAGCAAGCUAAUUGCGGGGAGGAGGACCGCCUGGGCCAUCGUGUCCCUGGCUCUCAAGUGAGUAAGGGAGGGGCUUGGCAAACUGUUCUGCAGCAUGGAGAAGGAAGACCUGAAGGUCCUCAACAAAGGGGAAGAGGAGGAGAUGGAGCUGCAGGGCUACCGUCUGUGUCGUUGGCGCCUGGCCCUUGUGGGCCUCGGGGUGCUGUGUACAGGGGGCUUCCUCCUCCUGCUGCUCUACUGGAUGCCAGAGUGGUGCGUCAAAUCCACCUGCACCCGUACCACAGCCCGUGAUGCUGAAGUGGUUUUGCUGCGCUCCACGGAUGAGUUCCGGCGCUGGUUUGUGGCCAGGGUGCGCGUGAUGCUGGCCACAGGGAGCAACCCCUUCCGCAGCCUGGAGACCCAGACCACCUCCCCCCCCUCCCCUUCUUCUCCCACUUUCCCCUUUUCCUCCCCUACGUUCCCCCCUCUGGCCAACGGACAUCUCCCCCACCCCUCCGAUGGCAGCCCUGCUCAGGAGCUCAUCAGAAGAUCUGACGACUACCAGCCCACACAGAUUCGCUAUUUUACCUUCCAUAGCACAAAGUAUUAUUGGAACGACGAGCUGCAGAACUUUGAAGUUUUAACUGGCCUGGAAGAUCUGCAGGUCAGCUGCUCCACCCUCCACUCGGAGCACAGCGCAGGCCUGACCAGGAACCAGCAGGAGUACAGGAGACUGUUCUUCGGAGUGAAUGAAAUUGCAGUGAAAGUGCCUUCUGUUUUCAAGCUGCUUAUCAAAGAGGUCCUCAACCCUUUUUACAUCUUCCAGCUCUUCAGCGUGAUCCUGUGGAGUGCCGAUGAGUAUUACUACUAUGCUGUGGCCAUUGUUUUCAUGUCGGUCAUAUCCAUAGCUACCUCUCUGUACACCAUCAAAAAGCAAUACAUCAUGCUUCACGAUAUGGUGGCAGCUCACAGUAUUGUCCGUGUGACCGUAUGCCGAGCCAACAAUGAAAUCGAAGAGACUUUGUCUACUGAUUUGGUGCCCGGUGAUGUGAUGGUCAUCCCCAGCAAUGGGACCAUUAUGCCAUGUGACGCCGUGUUGGUCAGCGGCACCUGUAUCGUCAAUGAAAGCAUGCUCACAGGUGAGAGCGUUCCCGUGACAAAGACCCACCUCCCAAACCCAGUGUCAGGUGAGAGGGGGGAGGAGGCUGACAGUGCCUACAACACAGAGGAGCAUAAGAGACACACACUAUUCUGCGGCACCAACGUCAUCCAGACCCGCUUCUACACAGGCGAACUGGUCAGGGCUGUGGUGGUCCGCACAGGUUUCAGCACAGCCAAAGGCCAGCUGGUGCGCUCUAUCCUUUACCCAAAACCCACCGACUUCAAGCUGUACCGUGAUGCCUACCUCUUCCUGCUGUGUCUGGUGGCUGUGGCUGGAAUUGGCUUUGUCUACUCCAUCGUCCUCAGCAUCAUGAACAAGGUGCCAGCUAAGACCAUCAUCAUUGAGUCUCUGGACAUCAUCACCAUCACUGUGCCACCGGCGCUGCCAGCCGCUAUGACAGCUGGCAUUGUGUACGCCCAGCGACGCCUCAAAAACAUUGGCAUUUUCUGCAUCAGCCCACAGAGGAUCAAUAUCUGCGGACAAAUCAAUCUGGUUUGCUUUGACAAGACUGGAACUCUGACAGAAGAUGGAUUAGACCUAUGGGGAAUCCAGAGGGUUGAGAAUGGCAGUUUCCACCUGUCAGAGGAAAAUGCCUAUAAGGAAAAUCUUGUCAAGUCCCAGUUUGUGGCUUGUAUGGCUGCAUGCCACUCUCUUACCAAAAUAGAGGGCCAAGUGUCUGGAGACCCGCUGGACCUCAAAAUGUUUGAGGCUACAGGCUGGAUCCUGGAAGAGGCCACUGAGGAGGAAACAUCUCUUCACAACCAUAUCAUGCCGACUGUGGUUCGACCCCCAAAACAGCUGUUGCCCCCAGAGCCAGUUGCAUCACCAGAGCAGGACAUGGAACUGUAUGAGAUCUCGUCAGCAUAUGAGAUAGGUAUCGUGCGCCAGUUUCCUUUUUCCUCAGCACUCCAGAGGAUGAGUGUGGUGGCUCGUCUGCUGGGGGAGAAACGUAUGGAUGCCUAUGUGAAGGGAGCGCCUGAGGUGGUGGCUGGUCUCUGCAAGAAAGAGACAGUACCAGAAAGCUUUCCAGAAGUUUUGGAGGGUUACACCAAGCAGGGUUUCAGGGUCAUAGCUCUGGCUCAUCGUCGACUUGAGUCCAAACUCACCUGGCACAAAGUCCAGAACAUCAGCAGGGAUCACAUAGAGGCAAACAUGGAGUUUCUGGGUCUGAUCAUCAUGCAGAACAAACUGAAGGCAGAAACCCCAGGGGUGCUGCAGGACCUCCGCCGAGCACACAUCCGCACUGUCAUGGUUACUGGUGACAACAUGCUUACAGCCAUCUCUGUGGCCAGGGACUGUGGAAUGAUCCCUCCCCAAGACACAGUCAUCAUUGCUGAUGCCCACCCUCCACAUAAUGGACACGCCGCCAAGAUCACCUGGAGAUACGCUGACAAGCCGAGCAAGACAUCUCGCCUAGAGGAAGUGAACAUUAGUCUGGAGGAUGCGUGUUACGUAGAUGAGCCCAAAAGACAAGAGCUGUACCACUUUGCUAUGAACGGAAAAUCGUUUGCUGUGAUCGAGGAGCAUUUCCCUGACAUGCUUCAAAAGCUGGUGCUCCAUGGGACAGUGUUUGCCAGAAUGGCCCCGGACCAGAAAACCCAGCUCAUCGAGGCGUUGCAGGAAGUAGACUACUUUGUGGGGAUGUGCGGAGACGGAGCUAACGACUGUGGGGCUCUGAAGAGGGCUCAUGGUGGCAUCUCUCUGUCGGAGCUCGAAGCCUCUGUAGCCUCUCCCUUUACCUCAAGGACACCCAACAUCUCCUGUGUUCCCAGCCUCAUCAGGGAGGGGCGUGCUGCUCUCAUCACCUCCUUCUGUGUGUUCAAGUUCAUGGCCCUCUACAGCAUCAUACAGUACAUCAGUGUUACUCUCCUCUACUCUAUCCUCAGUAACCUUGGAGACUUUCAGUUCCUUUUCAUCGAUAUUGCCAUCAUCCUCCUUAUUGUCUUUACCAUGAGUCUGAACCCAGCGUGGAGAGAACUGGUGCCACGUCGUCCCCCAACUGGUCUGAUCUCAGGGCCUUUGCUGUUCUCUGUGCUGACUCAGAUCCUCAUCUGCUUGGGCUUCCAGACCAUUACAUUCCUUUGGGUCCGACAGCAGCCCUGGUACACAAUCUGGACUCCACUUACAGAUGUCUGCAACCAGUCGUCGCACAUUAACGUGUCUGACCACAACGACACCGAAGUGGACGACCACAACAUCCAAAACUUCGAGAACACCAGCCUCUUCUAUGUCUCUUGCUUCCAGUAUCUCAUUGUUGCCAUUGUUUUCUCAAAGGGCAAACCUUUCAGACAGCCUAGCUACAAGAAUUGGCCUUUUGUGCUGUCCGCCUUUACUUUGUAUGUUUUCCUGCUGUUCAUUAUGUUCCAUCCUGUCAAAGGCAUUGAUGAGUUUCUAGAGAUUGUUUGUGUCCCGUUUGAAUGGAGGUUAAAACUCUUCAUCAUCAUCUUAGUCAAUGCUGCUGUGUCUGUUGUGGUGGAGACCUUCAUCCUUGACAUCAUCUUAUGGAAGCUUGUGUUCAGCCGAGAAAAACAGGGCAGCUUUGGUGUCACUCCUGCUGCCCCGACACCACAGGGGGGCAUUGACCUGUGGGCGUACAAGUGUCUUUCCUGGCUGUGCUGCCCACACAAGAUGGCACCCAAGGCUCGCUACAUGCAUCUGGCCCAGGAGCUUAGUGUGGACCCCGACUGGCCUCCAAAGCCAACCACUACCACCGAAGCCAAGCCCCGCCCAGAAAACGGCUCCACCUAUCAAAUCAUGAACUCCUAGCACCCCCCCGCUCAGUAUCUAAUUUAUCCUUUCCAAUGCACAUUCAGCCUAUUCAAAUGAAAUUUUUGCCAUUCAUAGAAACUUGCUUCUGAUUCUGUAGUUACUGCAAAAACAUCACACAUAACUACCAAAUGAAGUUAAGUUUCAAUUCUCUUAGUAAUCCUGCUCUCUCUGGCUCGCCCACUCGUCCGCUCUCAGGUCUCCCCUGUUUGUCUUUAAAUGUCAUUUAAACCUCAGUAACAUUAAAUGUAAUUCCCAUUCCUUAUUGCAGUGUAUGUUCACCGAAAAAAGCAGAAUAGAUGAUAGCCUAGAAGAGGGGUCGUACUUAGGCCGUCUAAAGUACAACCCACUCACACGGCGAGUAAGAGAAUUGGUCCAUACAGAAAGAGUCUGGAAGAGUUUCAGGAAGAUGAUAGAAGAAAGAGGUUUCACUUUAAAAUGGAGAUAUUCUCUUAAAAGUGGAAAGACUUGUGGUGCUGAAGGUCGGUGGAAUAAUGGAUACAUAUCGGUAGGUGACUGUUCUGACCAGUUCUGUAUUAUCUGAUCAUACAGUUUUUGCAGGCUCUGACUGCUACUAUGUAGCGGUCUUACAUAGCUAAAGUAAAUGUAGAAAAUAAUUUUAAUGAGCUAGCUAUAUGAGCUGGCAAGCACGCAGAGAGCACAAAAUUAUAACCAAAAAGAAAAGCUUUACCAUUGACCACCAAGGAUGUCCAAUUACUCAUUGAGACAAGUAUUCCAAUAGUCUUUCAAGCAUACUGUGAUUGGGAAUCUUGGAACAGUUGCAGUCAACUUGUUGUUCAAUUGCAUACCCCAGGCAGAAGUCACAGAUUGAUGAUAGAAGGAACAAAAUGAUGAACCUCAAACUAAUGAGGUUACAUUUUUGCCAUAAUUUGGCCAAAUCCUUCAUAGACAUUCAUAUAAUGAUGGCUUGUAAAAUAUAAAGGACUUUAAAGAGAACAGUAAGGGAGACAGAUGUGUCAGAGUUUACCUUUAAGGUUUUUAACAAAGAUACUAUGUAGGGGGGGAAAAUAGACAAUUACAGAAGGACCCAUUUCAUCUCAGCUGUUUAGCCAUGCUGCUGUAGUGUAUGUAUUGCUAUGAAUUUUACCACAGACACUUAUGGCCCUGAUAUUUCAUGUCAUAACAGUAUACCUCUAAAACUAAGGACUUCUCAUCAACCUCAGCUGUACUUCAUAUUAACGUUACUUACAUAAGUGUUAACAUACAUUGCUAACAUGUCUGGCAGGGAACAACAUAGCUUUUCCUGUGGCACUCCCAUCAGAAGUGGUAAAGAUUUAACAACAGCAAAACAUUUCAUCCAUAAAAAAAAAAAAAAAAUGAAGUGUAUAAUUGGGCCGCUAGUGUGGCUACAACCCAAAUCUUGUGGUUUUGCAUCUAUGAGCCAUGUCCUGACAUCUUCUAAUGACACCAGAGAGGAGACUGAAAGCAUAACAAGACUUGCAUGAAGCCAGCUCCUGAUCAUGUUCUGAAGACUUGAUGGUUGCAAUAAUAGAAAUAAUACUAUAAAUACAGCAUUACUGUAGAAUUAAGAAAUAUUUACAUUGACAUCUCUGUUUUUUUUAAAAUUCUGCACAAGAAACAGCAUGGAUCUGGCUGGUUUUCGUGCACAGUUAAUCACAUGCAUGAGACCAUAUAAAUCAAAGCAUCUUACAUUUACAAACUCAUAUCAGUUUGGCUCCAGAGUUAUAUUAUAUUUGCAUAUUUUUCUUUAAAAAAAACAAAAACAAAAACAAAAUUUCUUCCUAUGGAAGACUGAUCAAAGUGUAAUCGUAAAUCAAAUCAAGGUAUUCUGAAUUUCAUCAGCUCUAUGUUCUUGGCACAUUCAAAACAUCCAUGCAACAGCACAUGCUACACAAGGUGGAUGCUGGUUACCAUACAACCUUGUAUUCAUGUAUUACACAUAGGCUACCUGCCUAGAGAGAGUUAAGGGCUAUAUUUUAUGUUCACUGCUCUUUCUUUGAUAUUUAAAGUGAUACUCCCCAAAAUAUAUUCUUUAAGUGUCAAACACUCACUCGCUCCCUGUAAACUCAAAAGGUGGCUGUAAACUAUUGUAGCUUCUUCCUAUAAUAAAAAUUGUUAAAUCUUAAUUUAUUAAUGGCAUUUUUUCAGCCAUUAAAAUUGGUACAAUUGGAAAUCCACCUUUAAAGCCCCCAAGAGAUGGUGUUUUGAUGCUCAAAAGGCAGAUUUAGGGUGGAGUUUCACUUUAAAGACACCCACACAUAAUGUCAGUAUAACUGUAUACUCUGCAUAGCAGCCCGCCUUUCGUGAAUUGUACAGUUCAAUAAUAAUCAUUUCAAACAGUGUGUGUCCCAAAGUAUUUCAGAGUGUUAAUCUGUGGUUUGAGGCACAAUGUCAAAAGAAUGUCAAACUAAAUGUAACGUUACUCUUUCUUUCAAAAUUUUAUUUAUAUAGAAACAAAAUCACAACAGAUUUACAUAACAUCAGUAAUAACAAGAGUCUGCUCAGUUCCUAAAAGCCAUUGUCUGUUGAGAGACUUGUAAUGAAAUUACAAAUGCAUAUGAAACUUGGGAUCAAUACAGUGUAUAUGAAAAGUUCAAAUGUGAAAUGUGACCAUAGUUUUAAUCGAUAAAUUGUUAAUUUGAUGAGAGGUUAUAGUAUUUUGUGGGUAAAUUGUCAGUGUGCGAAAUGUAUAACAUGGCUCAAAUGGACUUUCUUUUGCCAUUUUUCACCAAUAUUCUGAUAUGUUGUCCUGAAAAAUGUCUAAAUUUCUUAUUUAUGUUGGAUUUAAACAAUGUUGCUGAUGUUCCCAAACAUGGGUCACAUGAGUUGCUAUGCCUCUGAAUAUUCAAUGGUAUUUUUUCCUUUCUAUAUUUGCUUUCAGGGUUUCAUUUUCUUCUCUAGAUACCUACUGAGGCUAGAACUGAAUGUUGUGUAAAGAACAAAAUUUAAUGCAAGGCACUUGUUCUAUUUCCAAAGACUUUUCAUCACAUCUGUAUUGAUUGUUUGAGAAAAAGAAGAAAGAGUUUCAUUUUAGCCUGUGUUCAGUUCUGUCACACCUGAUUUGACUCUGCAGAAGUGGACUUUAAAAGGUGAUGAUAAUAUUAGAGGGUGGAUUCUAUCUAUACAUAUGAGGUGUACAUUUGUAGUGUGUGCAUAAAAGUAAAAAGAUUUAGUUAUAAAUAUGUAUGGUUUUUGGAUUAUCAAAGGGCUGGUGUGUCUUUUUCUACUGUUUUGGUACUGUUAUAAUCAGUUGUCUGUCUACUUUAGAUUUGUACUGUCUUUUGGAUUUAUUUGUACUUUCACUUUUGUUAUGGAGUUGCAUUAGCUUGGAAAUUCCUUAUUUGGGCAUGAAUCGUGGGCAUUUAUUUCACAAUUUGAGUCUGUUAUCGUGAGGUCUGAUUGGGGGACAUGAAUAUUUGUUCUGUCUUGGGUAAAUAUAAUGCAGCACGUCUACUUUACAGCUUGAAGACAAUUAAAACCACCCUGGUUUAGAUGGGAAGGUUGUCUCUGCAGGUUCCUGUAGAUCUACUUCUCAGCUUCUCUCUCUCUUCGUUUCUCUUACUUUGUUAAUAACCAAGGACCUGAUACAAGAAGGGAAUUCAUCUGAUGUAGUGAGGAUUUGGCGCCUCCUCUUAGUGAUUUCAGAAUUUGAGCAACAUCUGACAAUCUUGCUAUGUUUCUGUCCGAUCAUUAAAUGUACAUAUUUGACCUUCUUUGUCUAGAACUUUUAAAAACAAUUGUUUGCAUACAUGUAAAAAUUUAAAUGUAAUUGGCAAAAAAGAAUGUGCAUUGCUGCUCGAUAUCAGCAGCCUAUUGUAGAAAUGAUUAUAUUGCUGCUAGGGGCAAAAUUAUUCAGUCAUAACUGUGCACCUUGAUACAGAAAAUUCAUCAAUUUAUUGAUGUGUAGUGUAAAUACUAUUGCUUUUCUUCUACGCUACAGUUUUGCCUUCUAUUCUGACACAGCUAUGUCAAAGCAACGGAUUUUAUGCUGAAACUUCUCAAUACUCAAACAGGUACAACAUGUUCCGAAUGUUGACAGUUAGCAUUGGCCUCCUAUUCACAUUAUGUAUUUUAAACAAACCAUCAGAUGGCAUUUGGAUUGAGUUAGCCACUGAGUAUUUGAAGCCUCAUGUGGAUGUUGUUUCCUCAGGGAAAUGUGACUAUUUGUAAUGAAUAGAGAAAAUAAUAAAAGUUGAUACCCAAACUGAAUGAAAACAUACUGUUGAUAAAAUCUUUUAUGACAGUCCAUCUGCAUGUCACCUCUUUUCAGUACAGUUUAUUUAUAUUCAGUGUGCUUUUGAUUCACGGCUCCCACACCUCAGCAAGAGGCUCAUCUGGGGUAUAUGUAUUAUUUUUAUUGGCAGAGAUGUGCAUUUUCUGAAAUGUUUUGUACUUUAUAAUUUAUUUUUUAUUUAUUUUCAUUUCUUUCUCCCUGAGGACUGUAUUUCAGAUUUAUCUUGAUUUCUUUCUUUUCAAUAAAUGUUCUCAAAACGG